UUACAAAGUUUAAGUACUUAAACAAAAUAAUUAGGGUUUAUCUGGCUCUCGUCUUCUUCACCGAAGCAGGAAAAACACAGAAAAUUCUUACAGCACCAAAAUGGCUAGAGGGUUGAAGAAACAUCUGAAGAGGCUCAAUGCCCCGAAACAUUGGAUGCUUGAUAAGCUUGGUGGAGCAUUUGCUCCCAAGCCAUCCUCUGGUCCACACAAAUCAAGGGAAUGCUUGCCGUUGAUCAUUAUCUUGCGAAACAGGUUGAAAUAUGCUCUCACAUACAGAGAGGUGAUCUCAAUUUUGAUGCAACGUCAAGUUAUGGUUGACUCCAAAGUUAGGACGGAUAAGACUUAUCCAGCUGGUUUCAUGGAUGUGGUUUCAAUUCCGAAGACUAAUGAAAACUUCCGCCUCCUUUAUGACACCAAGGGCCGAUUCCGUCUUCACUCAGUCAGAGACGAGGAAGCCAAGUUUAAGCUUUGCAAGGUCCGCUCUAUUCAGUUUGGCCAGAAGGGAAUUCCAUACCUGAACACUUACGACGGAAGAACAAUCCGCUAUCCUGAUCCUCUCAUCAAAGCCAACGAUACCAUAAAGCUGGACCUGGAAUCCAAUAAGAUUGUCGAUUUCAUCAAGUUUGACGUCGGGAAUGUUGUGAUGGUUACUGGAGGUAGAAACAGGGGACGUGUUGGCGUUAUUAAGAACAGGGAGAAGCAUAAGGGUAGCUUCGAGACUGUCCACAUUCAGGAUGCGUUGGGGCAUGAAUUUGCUACCCGUUUGGGAAAUGUGUUCACUCUUGGAAAGGGUACUAAACCAUGGGUUUCACUACCUAAAGGUAAAGGUAUUAAGUUGUCCAUCAUCGAGGAGGCACGGAAAAGGCUGGCCGCUCAAUCAGCAACCACUGCUUAAAACUUCUUGGUUGUUUCAUCCACCGUUCAAGUCAAUUUCACGCUGUUGGAGUGUAGACGGAGUUAAGUUUUGCAGUUUUGAGUUUAAAUGUUUCGGUUUGUUUAGCAAUACCUAUUUUAUUCUGCGACCUGCCCUUUGAAUAUUUGUUUACUUGGUAGUUGAUACUUGUAUGGCUGGCAUUUUGAUGAGAUAAAAUGAUUAGACUCCUUUAUGGAUCAAAUCUUGUUCUUUUGGUA
Messenger RNA from Nicotiana attenuata, 1131 nucleotides. RefSeq names its product 40S ribosomal protein S4-like. The transcript has 5 exons. Lineage: Eukaryota; Viridiplantae; Streptophyta; Magnoliopsida; Solanales; Solanaceae. Gene Ontology annotation, molecular function: structural constituent of ribosome; RNA binding. The record is from RefSeq and is a predicted model, not a curated record. Gene Ontology annotation, biological process: translation. The coding region runs from base 101 to 895 and encodes 264 amino acids. Gene Ontology annotation, cellular component: cytosolic small ribosomal subunit; ribosome.